UCCGUCCAAAAAUGCGUAAAAAAGUCCUAGUGUGAGCGUGCCCUCAGUCAGAGCGUAUUCAUACUAGUGUCACUAGAACUUCUCUGGAUGUAUCUGACCGCAGUUACAGCCGCCUGUGGGUGUAUCUGACGGCAAUUAGUUUCAUUCACCUCGAGAGUAAUUGCGUAUCGUGGGCAGGUAGUGAGAGGGAGAGAGUAGGAUAGGAGGGAGGUGAGAAAGGGAGCGGGAGGGAGGGAGAGAGUAGGAUAGGAGGGAGGGGAGAAAGGCAGCGGGAGGGAGGGAGAGAUAGGGGUAGGGAGAGAGAGAGAGAGAGAGAGAGAGAGAGAGAGAGAGAGAGAGAGAGAGAGAGAGAGAGAGAGAGAGAGAGGUGAUGCGAAGGUGCGCGGACCGGGAAGGGGGAAAACAUAGAGAGAGAAAGAGAGAAAGAGAGAGAGGGUGCACGGGUGUUGAACAGGGGCUUCUUCGGUUUGCAUUGAGCGGUCGCCGCUUGCCAGCGAAGCGUGUGUGAACGACAGGGAAAAAGAAGGGGAGAAGGAAGAGGAAGAAGAAGAGGAAGAAAGCGGAUAUGGCGGCCGUGACGUCAUCGGCUGUAGCUGCUGCGGCUAUGGCGGCCGUAGCAUCGACGUCGUCGGCGGCGUCGGCCACCAUGCAGACAAAGGCAUCCUCUUUGUCGAAAUGCAGCUCUUCUCUCGUGCCUCUGUCCUCCUCCUCCUCCUCCUCCUCCUUCACCCCUGGUCUUGGAAGCCUCUCUGCUCACGUGAUGACACGUGGCAGCCGGCGACUGGCUCUCGUCUCCCCCCGUGCUGCCACCAAGGUCGACGUGGCCGACGGCGAGAAGAUGAGGGCGGGUGCUAAACCCCCCUCCAAGGAGUCGCUUUUGACCCCUCGGUUUUACACCACCGAUUUCGACGAAAUGGAGGCCUUGCUUGACCCCGUUAACAACCCCUAUUACAGGGAUGAGGAAUUCGUCGCCCUCCUUAAUGAGUUCAAAACAGAUUACAAUCAGACCCAUUUCGUGCGGAACAAGGAGUUCAAAGAAGCGGCGGAAAGCUUGCAAGGGGCGACGAGAGAAAUCUUCGUCGAGUUUCUGGAGCGCUCGUGCACGGCAGAGUUCUCUGGCUUCUUGCUAUACAAGGAACUCGGCCGCAGACUCAAGAAGAAGAAUCCCAUUGUCGCGGAGAUCUUCACUCUCAUGUCCCGGGACGAAGCUCGCCAUGCUGGGAUCUUCCCUGCUGUACCCGAUGUGGAAAGUCCGGAGUUCAAGGUCAGGAUGGACAGACUGGUUGUUCUCAACAAACAGCUCCUCAGCAUUGGAGGCAGCGAUGGACCUGCCGUGCUGAAGAACUUCCAGAAGCUUCCCAUCAUCGCCUCCAUGUUGUGGGAGAUGCUUGUCAUCUUCAACAUGAAGCCUGUUGACUGUGGCUCCAUGGACUUCUACGAAUUAGAACCGCAAGUUGUAUACUGAUUGUCAAGCUGACUUGGUUGCUCUGUCUGUGUGUGUCUGUGUGUGUGUGUGUGUGUGUGUGUGUGUGAGAGAGAGAGAGAGAGAGAGAGAGAGAGAGAGAGAGAGAGAGAGAGAGAGAGAGA
Molecule: messenger RNA, 1587 nt
Organism: Chara braunii
Lineage: Eukaryota; Viridiplantae; Streptophyta; Charophyceae; Charales; Characeae
Source: the annotation of a GenBank genome assembly